Melospiza melodia melodia is the source of this 1791-nucleotide messenger RNA. RefSeq names its product TELO2 interacting protein 2 (gene TTI2). The record is from RefSeq and is a predicted model, not a curated record. Lineage: Eukaryota; Metazoa; Chordata; Aves; Passeriformes; Passerellidae. The transcript is spliced from 8 exons. The coding region runs from base 305 to 1744 and encodes 479 amino acids. Gene Ontology annotation, cellular component: cytosol; nucleus; TTT Hsp90 cochaperone complex.
GAUCCUGGGGGUCUGCGAGGGGAUCGUGGGGUGCUCGAGGUGUCUGUGAGGGGAUCCCGAGGUGCUCAGGGGUCUUUGAGGGAUCUCGGGGGUCUCUGAGAGAUCCUGGGGAUGCUCGGGGGUCUCUGAGGGAUCCCGGGGAUGCUCGGGGGUCUCUGAGGUGUUCUGGAUGUGUCUCGGGGGUCUCUGAGGUUUUCCGGGGGUGUCCCGGGGUUCCCUCUCCCCGCAGUUCGCCGCUGCCGCCAUCGAUGUGUCCCUAGCGGGGUUCAGGGGCGGGUCAGUCCCGCGGUGCCCGUGUGAGGCCAUGGCCGGCACCGGCACCAGCACCACCCGCAGCCCGAGCCCGGAGCGGGGCCCCGGCGCUCCCUCGGCCGAGCAGGCGCUGCUGCGGGCCGGGCAGGAGCUCUGCGAGCGGCCCGGGGCGCUGCGGGAGCUGGGCGCGCUGCUGGAGGCGGCGGAUCCCGCGGCUCUGGCCCGGCUGGCGGCGGCGCUGGGCGGGCUGGCGGCUCCGCCACGCCGGGAGCAGGACGGGGCCGAGCCGCCCGGCCGGGACACGGCGUUAGCGGCCGUGGCGGAGCGGGCAGAGCGCGUUGGCGCCGCGUUCCUGCUGCUCCUGCAGAAGCUGGAAGAUGCCCGGAGCCAGGAGUCGCCGGUGAAGCCCAUCCCGAAACGGGUGCUGGGACACGCGUUCAUCUUUGCUGUCACACACAAGGAGGAGAGGCCCUGGACCACGGCGAGGAGUCGGGCGGUGGCUCAGGAGGUGCUGGAGCGGCUGCUCCGGACUGCGGGCUGCGCGUCCGUGCAGGAAUUCCUGCAGGGAAAGGAAGGGGAUGAGGAUGGAAGAUUCGGAGAAGUGAUGGGGAUCCUGAAGCAGGAGUUAACUAAAGACACCUGGAAGCGUAACCCAGCCUCCAAGGAUGUGUUCUCCUGGUCCCUGCUCCGUGUCAGCCGGCCCUGGCUGUGCCCGCACCUGGAGCGGGUCCUGCCGCCCGCGCUGCUCCUCUCCGACGACUUCCAGGAGGAGAACAAAGUGCUGGGCGUGCGCUGCCUGCACCACAUCGUCCUCAACGUGCCAGGAGCGGAUCUGUGCCAGCUCAACAGGGCCCAGGUGGUUUUCCACGCCCUCUACAACCACCUGUACUCACGGGAGGCUCCUCUCAUCCAGGCGGUGCUGCUGUGCCUGCUGGACCUGCUGCCCGUGCUGGAGCGGUGCCAGCGGCGCCAGGGCCAGGGCAGGGCCAGCUCCAGCUCGCCCUGGCACCAGGUGCUGCAGCUGCUGCUGGCACACAUGGAGGCCGAGCACCGGCUGGCGCUGCGCAGGGUCUACGCAGGGGCACUGCCUGCCUUUGUCACCAGACUCGGCAUCCUCAUCGUGAGGCACCUGAAGAGGCUGGAACGAGUCAUCCUGGGCUACCUGGAGGUGUCUGAUGGCCCUGGGGAAGAGGCCAGGCUGGCAAUCCUGCAAACCCUGCAGUGCACCAUAGAGCACGCCUGGCCCAGGAUGCCCUGCAGGCUCCCUGUGCUGCUCAAGGCCCUGCUGAGGCUGCUCUGGGACGUUCACAGCGAGCGGGGCCCGACCCCCGAGCCCGUCAGGGCUGCCCUGCUGCAGGAGGGCACCCAGUGCCUCAUCCUGCUGGACCGCUGCUGCCAGGGCCAGGUCAAGGUGCUGCUGGCUGGGCUGCACAGCUGCUGUGAGGAGAACAGGCUGCAGGAGUGCUUCAGGAAGGUGCAGGAGAGCUCCUGACGCUGCUCAGCCCCUUUUGUACAAUAAAAAUGUUGUGUUUAUUUCAA